Aspergillus campestris IBT 28561 is the source of this 567-nucleotide messenger RNA. RefSeq lists its product as uncharacterized. The transcript is spliced from 2 exons. The record is from RefSeq and is a predicted model, not a curated record. Lineage: Eukaryota; Fungi; Ascomycota; Eurotiomycetes; Eurotiales; Aspergillaceae. The annotation marks the transcript as partial. Gene Ontology annotation, biological process: cristae formation.
CACUACCCGCUGCCGCAGGAGGUCGAGCCACGCUCCGUGCGGCUUGAGAUCCAGACAUCCCUCGCGGCCGACCUCUCCCUGUCGUGGGUCGUCGAGGGAACACGCCAAGUCGGGGAAUUCACGCGCAUGGGCCUCGGCGUCGGCCUGACAGAUGCCCAAGGUCUGAUCAUGACUUUCUCGUGGAGUAGACUGGGCCAGAAGAUCCAGAUCCCUGUUAAGGUCUGCCCCCUUGACUCUGUCACGUCGGAUGCGUCUACCCUCGCGCUUGUCGCGCCCUGGGCGUUGUACUGCGCCGUCGAGUUCGGCAUCAUCCGUCCCGGGACCGCCGGAAUCGCCGCCCAUCGCGCGGACAGCCUGCAGGCGAUUGAGCUCAUGGCUGAGCAGACGCGGCGCCGACAAGCGAGGGAGGAAUCGCAGGGCGGACUCGUCAUCACGAAGGCUGAGUACGGCCACUAUCCGUCUGGGAAGAACAAGCGUGACGGCAGUGAAGGGCAGAGCCCCGCCCGGAUGAAGUCGUCGAUGUUACUAUCCCUGUGGCGGCGUUGGUUGAUCGGGGGCAGCUUGUGA